This is a messenger RNA of Ectocarpus sp. CCAP 1310/34, 984 nucleotides long. The record is from the annotation of a GenBank genome assembly. NCBI's taxonomy places the organism in Eukaryota, Phaeophyceae, Ectocarpales, Ectocarpaceae.
AUGUUGUGGCAGCUAUCAGGAUAUGCCAUGAGCACCCCGACGAUGCACCGGCUCUUCAAGCUGACCACAGUCUCAGACAAGGAGGACAAGAAAAAAAUUUUGUUUGUGCAGACAUCCGCGCUCGCGGAGCAAAUUCUCCGAAGUGUUUCUCACUUCACAACUGACGAGGUGAAACCAUGCGUUAAGUCAAUGAAGCCAAACUGAUGAAUCGAAAACCCAAACGCGAAGGACCCACAGCAGUAGUGGCCCCUACCGCGGAGACGAUCCUACUUGAUUAUCUUCGUUGAUGUUUCACCUCUCAUUUUCCUACGAUCCGGUGUACCGGUAUGGAUUUGUUUCUUCUUUCCUGGUGGCAGCAUCGGGCAGUGGAGAUACUGGAGGAAGGUGACGAGCGCCAUCUCAAGGAACAAGCACGGGACAACUGGCAGGCGAUCUGCACGAAAGCCACUAGGAAGAGCCGAGGGGAAAGACUGCGACUGUACAUCACCCUCCAGGGGCGAAUGCGUGGAUGGAAAACACGCUACAGGCACCAAAUGUCAACAAAAAUUCAGCAAGUUGGCCGAGGAUACAUCGUUCGACGUCGCGGCGGAAGUAUACAAAGAGGACGUCACCACCAAUAGUCUAGUCAGACAAGACUGUUUCUACUGGUUGGCGUGGGUUCCAAAUCAGCGUCUGAAGGAAAAACACCAACGGUUGCGCUGUACGUAGAUGGCGCCAAAUGGUCUUGCAGAUUCCUGAACUGACUAGGUUGUUGCAAAUAACGAAGUAGGGAGACGCAGGAGCCGUGGGACGAAAACACGAGGAGAGGGGUCUUCGCCAAUGGGGGGGGUUCACUUGCUGCUUCGUUGCCACGUUGAAACGUUGUUUGGUGGGCGCGUACCGACAGACAUAUUUUCAGAGGCCCGCGUUGUGAUUGCCUUCAACUCCCUACCGCCCUACACUGUUUGGAUAGAAACGACCUGUAAGAUGGUGAACACCGAUGCG